Messenger RNA from Cotesia glomerata, 1015 nucleotides. RefSeq names its product ribonuclease Oy-like. Lineage: Eukaryota; Metazoa; Arthropoda; Insecta; Hymenoptera; Braconidae. Gene Ontology annotation, biological process: RNA catabolic process. Gene Ontology annotation, molecular function: ribonuclease T2 activity; RNA binding. The record is from RefSeq and is a predicted model, not a curated record. Gene Ontology annotation, cellular component: extracellular region. The transcript has 3 exons. Bases 172 to 921 code for a protein of 249 amino acids.
GAAAUUCCGUUGAGUAAGAAAAGAAAUAAUAUCUCUGAGUUAACAGAUGUUUCAGAAGAUUGAUACACAAAGCGACCAUUACUAAGCUUGUAGUCGAAGUGUAGAUUAGGCUUGACAGUGACAACUGGUACAAAUUACACUCAAAAAAAGUAAUUCUAUUUUGUUAAAAUAAUGAAAAAAUAUUGUAUUCAAUUGUUACUUAUACAAAUUAUUUAUUUAAUUUUACCUGAAACUGUAAGUGAAAUAGAAAGGAUAAAGCAGGAUUCAACUCACGGCUACGCUGGUGAAUUCACACUUUCUCAAGCAUGGCCACAUACCUGGUGUUAUCUAUUCGAGCGCCUAGAUCCUAAAAAAACCUGUCAGUCAACCUACGUAGACCGAUGGUCAAUUCUUCAAUUCGUUCCUCGUCUUCCUUCGGGGAAUUACUAUUCAGAGUGUAAUCACUCGACUCCAUUCAAAUUUGACGAAAUUUCUCAAAUUAGAGCUGAGCUAGAAUCUAGGUGGUUCAGUUUUGACGCAGCACAAAAUUUAACUGAUUUUUGGAAAGAUCAAUGGGAAAAUUCAGGAGUUUGUGGUAUGAGUAAUGAUCAAACAAAUUCUCAACUGAAAUAUUUCAAUAAAGGACUUGAAUUAUCUGGAAAAUUCAACAUGGCUCGAAUUCUGAGCGAAGCAAAUAUCAUUCCUGGUCAUAACUAUACUAAGCAGACAAUUGUCGAUGCCGUAAGUUAUGUUUUAGGAGAUAAGAAGGCUGUAAUUGCUUGUCAACGUCACCGUAAAACAUACGAAUACUACUUGUUAGAUGUAUUGAUAUGGUUCAACAAAGACUUCGAACCUACUACAAGAGGUCAGGAAGUUAUCAUUGCUAAUGAUUGUCCAGAUAAUGAAACAAUUAUUUAUCCAAAUAGUAAGAUCAAUCAAUAAUCAUGAAAAUGAAAUCAGCAGACACCUGAAAAUUUUAAAGAUUUUUUUUAAUUAAAAAAAUCACUAUAAAAAAAAAUAAAAAAUAAAAUUUCAC